AUGUUGAAGAAGCUGAAUGGAAGGUUAAAAGUGGUGAAAGGAGGAUGGAGAGGAGGAGAUAAUAAGAAAGAGCUCUUAGAGGAGCCAAUGUGGGGAGAUCUCAAGUUUCUCAAAGGGGCUAUUGAAGUUCCAAAUUACCUUAUCGGUGGCUUCUGUAGACGAGCUCGUUGGCGAUCAGACCUCCGACGGUGUCGUGUGCUUCCGCACAGGUACGCCCCUCUGGGCAUCCUCUUCCUGAUCGCAGGGAAGAUCGUGGAGAUGGAGGACAUGGGAGUGAUCGGGGGCCAGCUCGCCAUGUACACUGUCACUGUCAUCAUCGGCUUGCUCAUCCACGCCGUCAUUGUCCUGCCCCUCCUCUACUUCUUGGUAACCCGGAAAAACCCCUGGGUUUUUAUCGGAGGGUUGCUGCAAGCGCUCAUCACAGCCCUAGGCACCUCCUCCAGCUCUGCCACCCUGCCCAUCACCUUCAAGUGCCUGGAAGAGAACAACAACGUGGACAAGCGUGUCACCAGAUUCGUGCUCCCGGUGGGGGCCACGAUUAACAUGGACGGGACCGCCCUCUACAAGGCUUUGGCUGCCAUUUUCAUCGCUCAAGUUAACAACUUUGAGCUGAACUUUGGACAGAUUAUUACAAUCAGGUACAAGGGAAGCUCUCCAACAUUUUCUUAA
Messenger RNA from Molossus molossus (Pallas's mastiff bat), 669 nucleotides. Its product is annotated as excitatory amino acid transporter 1-like. Lineage: Eukaryota; Metazoa; Chordata; Mammalia; Chiroptera; Molossidae. The record is from RefSeq and is a predicted model, not a curated record. Bases 1 to 669 code for a protein of 222 amino acids. Gene Ontology annotation, biological process: L-aspartate import across plasma membrane; D-aspartate import across plasma membrane; L-glutamate import across plasma membrane. Gene Ontology annotation, molecular function: glutamate:sodium symporter activity; L-glutamate transmembrane transporter activity; neutral L-amino acid transmembrane transporter activity. Gene Ontology annotation, cellular component: plasma membrane. The transcript is spliced from 3 exons.